Molecule: messenger RNA, 5351 nt
Organism: Rhopalosiphum maidis (corn leaf aphid)
Lineage: Eukaryota; Metazoa; Arthropoda; Insecta; Hemiptera; Aphididae
Gene: Vha100-2
Product: V-type proton ATPase 116 kDa subunit a
Exons: 18
Coding region: 1-2541 (846 amino acids)
Biological process (GO): proton transmembrane transport; vacuolar acidification
Cellular component (GO): vacuolar proton-transporting V-type ATPase, V0 domain; vacuolar proton-transporting V-type ATPase complex; plasma membrane
Molecular function (GO): proton-transporting ATPase activity, rotational mechanism; ATPase binding
Source: RefSeq, a predicted model, not a curated record
AUGGGGUCCAUGUUCAGGAGUGAGGAAAUGGCCUUAUGUCAACUUUUCAUACAGCCAGAAGCCGCUUACGCAUCUGUGGCUACAAUGGGUGAAGCAGGAGUUGUACAAUUUCGAGACUUAAAUAGCGAAAUGAACGUCUUCCAGCGAAAAUUUGUCAGCGAAGUACGACGUUGUGAUGAAUUAGAACGUAAAUUACGCUACAUUCAAGCUGAAGUGCACAAAGACCACGUGCAUGUCCCUGUACCCGAAAGCAGCGUUUUCCCAUUCGCUCCUAAUCCAAGGGAAAUAAUUAACCUAGAGUCACAAUUAGAGCGCACAGAGAGCGAAAUUUUAGAGCUUAGCCAUAAUGCCGUUAAUCUAAAGUCUAACUACCUCGAGCUCACAGAACUUAGACAUGUUCUUGAAAAAACCCAUGCAUUUUUUGAAGAGCUUGAUAUGGAUUUCUUAGACCAAGAUGGUGUCAGUACAUCAGGCACAGAUUCUCUAACAAAAGCUCUAAUUAGCGAUGAAGCUCUAAAUAGUCAGUCCCAAGUCACUCGGGGCCGUCUUGGGUUUGUUGCCGGAGUCGUGCCCCGAGAACGAGUACCUGGUUUUGAGCGUAUGUUAUGGCGUAUUAGCCGAGGAAAUGUAUUUUUACGGCGGGCAGAACUCGAAGAUUCGCUUGAAGACCCAUCUACAGGAAACGAGAUUUUCAAAACUGUAUUUGUUGCGUUCUUCCAAGGAGAACAGCUCAAGUCACGGGUUAAGAAAGUCUGCUCGGGGUUUCAUGCGUCAUUUUAUAAUUGCCCAAGUGCACAUUCUGAGAGACAAGAGAUGUUAAAGGGCGUUAAAACAAGACUAGAAGAUUUGAAUAUGGUGCUAAAUCAAACAAGAGACCAUAGACAACGUGUGUUGACAACUGUAACAAAAGAUUUGCAUAAUUGGGGUGUUAUGGUUCGCAAAAUGAAAGCUAUCUACCAUACCCUUAAUUUAUUCAAUAUGGACGUUACCAAAAAGUGUCUAAUCGGUGAAUGUUGGAUACCAAUAAAAGACUUAGCAUUCAUCAGACACACAUUGGCUGAAGGCAGUAAAGCUGUAGGAAGCUCAAUACCUUCGUUUUUAAACAUAAUCGACACUAAUGAAAAUCCACCAACGUUCAAUCGAACUAAUAGGUUCACACAGGGCUUCCAAAAUUUGGUGGAUUCAUACAGCGUCUCUGGUUAUCGAGAAGUUAAUCCUGCCUUAUACACUAUAAUUACAUUUCCGUUUCUUUUCGGGGUAAUGUUUGGUGAUGCUGGCCAUGGAAUAAUUUUAACAGCAUUUAGCGCAUACAUGGUCAUCUAUGAACAACAAUUGUCUAAAACAAAGUCUUCUAAUGAAAUUUGGAACAUAUUUUUUGGCGGUCGCUACAUAAUCUUGCUCAUGGGAUUUUUUUCAAUAUACACUGGAAUUAUAUAUAAUGAUGUGUUUUCAAAAUCCAUAAAUUUGUUCGGCUCCAGUUGGUCAAAUAAUGAAAGUCCAAGUUCUAUCAUUGGAAACAAAAGUAUCACUUUAGAUCCUGCUACCGCAGAUUAUUCACAGAAACCUUAUCCAUUGGGACUAGAUCCAGUUUGGCAGAUUGCUGUUAAUAAAAUAAUAUUUCUUAACUCGUACAAAAUGAAAUUAUCAAUAAUUUUUGGAGUCGUACACAUGAUGUUUGGCGUUGUACUCAGUGUUGUCAAUCACGUGCAUUUCAACAAAAAAAUCAACAUACUUUUACAGUUCAUACCUCAAAUGUUAUUUUUGGUAUUGUUAUUUUUGUACAUGGUAUCUUUAAUGUUCAUGAAAUGGAUCUGGUAUGGUCCUAAAAAUCCCUUAAAGACCAGCCCUAGAUGUGCACCAUCUGUACUUAUUAUGUUUAUUAAUAUGAUGCUUUUCAAACACACAAAACCAUUCGACGGAUGUGACGAAUAUAUGUUUGAAGGACAAGAUCGUUUACAAAAGAUCUUUGUUAUAAUUGCUAUGCUAUGUAUCCCGGUAAUGUUGUUUGGCAAACCAUUAUAUAUAAUUUUGUAUGAGAGACGCCAUAAGAAACAUACGUCGGAUAGCUGCGGAGAGUUGAACGGAAGCAUUGAACUAAAAGAAACUGAAUUAAGUGGCAUGCUCAGCGAGGCUGCUGGUCACGAGGAGGAAGAACCGGCUUCUGAAAUAUUCAUUCAUCAGUCCAUUGAAACUAUCGAAUACGUGUUGAGCACAGUUUCACAUACAGCUUCGUAUCUUAGGCUUUGGGCGUUAUCUCUAGCACACGCACAACUAUCUGAAGUAUUGUGGAACAUGGUUUUGAGAUUGGGCCUGACCAGCGAAACGCAUUGGGGUGCUAUCAAAUUAUAUAUAAUGUUCAGCGUGUGGUCUAUGUUCACCCUAGCGAUAUUAGUCAUGAUGGAAGGCUUAUCGGCUUUCCUACACACUCUAAGGUUGCAUUGGGUGGAAUUCAUGAGCAAAUUCUACGUUGGCAACGGACACGCAUUCCAGCCAUUUUGGUUCAAACAUGUACUCGAAAACGAAGAAGCUGUCGAGGACUGAAGUUUGCUUCUCGUAUAAUACUUAAUUGUUUCACCCUGAUACUUGAACUUCUUUUUUAUUUUAUACCAGUUAGAUUUUUAAAUGUAUAAAAAUAAUUUUUAAUUUUUUUGAUUCGUUAUUGUUAUACAUAAUAAUAUGUUUAUCGUUGUUAAAUACUAUGUUGUAUCGAGUUUGUUAAGGGUAGGCCUUCUCUAUAUAUUGUAUUUUUAUUUUGCACUGCCACUAACUUACUGAAAAACGCCUUUAUUGCUUGUAUUCUGUGGCCAUCAUAUUAUUGCUAAAAUGAUUUCAACAUUUUUUUAUUGCGUAUAUCAUAAUAUCACAUUUUUAUUAUCCAUGUCAAAAAUUCAAGGUAGCUUAUAUAUAUUUAUAAAUAAUUAUAUUUAAAACUGCUACUCUUCGUAAUUAAGUAUACUUGAUACAGGUGGACACUGUAUGUCGCGGUUAUUUUUCUCUUUAGUUUUUAUUGUUGUACAGGGUCCUGACUUAUGAUACAUCUUUAUACGAUAAUAACUUGUUAGGUAGGUAACUUAUAUAAUUUACCCUUCGUGUUAUUUUUGCUAUCAUACCAACACUACCUACACAUCUUUUUUAUGUAUGGAACAAAAUGUUCUUGCAUGGUGCAUACUAUAAUUAUUGAUUCAAUAGUGUAACAUAGUUUGUCUAUAAUUCAUAACAAUAUUUUAAAAUACAAUUGUGAACAAUUUAAAAUUUACUUGACAAUCAUUUUACAUACAUUUUUGAAAUAAUAUUCAGUGCCUUAAUAUAUUGCUUCAAAUAUUUAAAUUGUAUAUAUAAUUAUACCCAUGUAUACAGAGUGAUUCACUAAACAUGCUCAAUACUUUUGUGAUUAGAUAAUGGCAUUUCUAUUACCCCCAUCACUAUUAUUAUAUAUUAUACUAUAUUAUAGAGAGCGUGUUUAGCAAACCACAUUGUGUAAAGGUAUUAUGUAUCAUGUACAUCGUUAAUUUUUAUUAAUUCAUUACAUUCGAUUAGUAUUCUAAAUUAAGAUUAAGAUAAAUUUUGCCAAUUACUUCAUAGGUAAUUACUAUAAUAAACAUAACAUUUUUAGAUUUAAUUAAAAUAUUUUUAUUUAUUUUUGACAAUCGAAUUAAUAGGACGUACUACUAGGUGCUUUUAUAUUGACCGUGUGUAUCUAAUAAUUAUUCACACGGAAAUUAAUUAGUUUCAGAAAAUAAAUUUAUAUAUUUGUGUCUGACAAUCCACUUUUAAACUUCGAACAUAAUCAUGCAUUUUCAUAAUAUAAUACGUCGUACAUAUAUUUUUUAAUUUAUCUUAUUUUAAACAGAUGUUAUACCUUAUGCAUAUGAAGCAAUACGUUUUAAAAUUAUUAUUAUUAUUGUUCAUAUAAUCAUUUAUAUUAUACAGGUACAUAUUUAAUUAUAAAAAUAUCUAUAUUUUAUAACAAUCGCAACGAUGGACUAAAUAAAAACUAAAAAAAAUUAUUUAUACAUUGUAUACAAAUUAUGAUCGAAUCUUUUUAACGUUUGUGAAAAUUUAGAAAACGUCGUUUCGCUGUAUUAUUUAAUUUUGAAUACACUAAAAUGGGGUUCACCGGGAUGUUAUAUGAAGCAUACGAUGCAACACUUAAUGCUGUUUACAACUCGAUGUCCUUGUCUAAUUUGUAUAAGCACCUCAACUAUUUUUAACGGUCCACCGUUGCCCAAUUGUUUUUUCUAGCAAUAAUAUUAAUUAUUUAUUAAUAAUACAUAUUCUAAAUAUAGAUUUUAUCUUGUUUUUUAUACAAAUUAUAUGUUAAUUCUAUAUCGAUUACAGAUUAUUAUAUAUAUUAUUAUAUUAUAAUACAUAUUUAUAUAGUUGAGUAGGAUCUUACAUAAUAAUAAUAGUAUAAUUUAGAAUUAUUUAAUAAAGUUAUUUAAACGUAUAUAUUGUUAUUUAAAACAUAGCUAUACAGACAUUUACCGUCAUUCGUAUAUACCUAAUGCUCAAUAAUCAGAAUUUAAUAUUAGAUAAAUUCGAAUUUAGAUUUUAUUUUAACGACGAAAAAAUAUUAGGUUUAGUUCAUUUUCGUGUACAUAAAAAUACAAUAUAUUAUAAUUAUUCGAUAAAAAAAAAAUAAUUGUAAUAACAUAUAGAAUGUACCUUAUACGAAUCAUUUAUGACAUCAAUAUAAAAUAUUAUAUUAUCUUGUAAAGCUUAUUUGUUUUUGUCGUAUAUAUGCCAAGUGAUUUGUAAAAUACGAAACGUAAAAAUCGGAUUUGAAAACAAAAUUGUGAUUUAGAAAUAAUAUCACAAAACCAUAUUAAAAAUAAAUAAGAACCUACGUGUUAGACUGUGACCAUUUUGAAUGACAAAAUUUUCAGUUUUCGCAGAUGAAAAUUUUCAUCCACAUGGCAAAGAAAUAGAAUUUUUUUUCUUUAUUAUUAAAUCUUAACUAUUAUAACUAUAGUUUAUAGCUUAAAUCGUAUCUAUUUAAACGUGUAUAUAUAUACACACAUACACAAUAGAUACGUAAUAUUGUAAUUUUUCUUCAGUUUUCACUACCUACCCAUUUUUCCAAUCCGCCCAGUCGUACAAUAAUUAAUUAUCGUUAUAGUAUUUAUAUUAUAUUGAAUUGAAUGUCAAUUGAAUACCUACAAUUGACCAUAUUUUUUUUUACCUAUACAGAUACCUGCAUAAUAUACGACCAUAUAACACUUAAACGUACUUAGUUAAAAUAUAAUAUCUAUUGUAUUUAUUUAUUAUUAUUAUUAUUUGAUUUAUUUGUUGUUAUGACACUUUAGUGGGACCAAAAUAAUAUAAUAUUCAGUACCUAAUCGUUUUUAUUG